GCGCGACGGAUAGUGGAGUAAUACGCUUGUACUACUUGCUCACUCGGUCGGCAGUGGCGCGACGCCACGAUUGACUCCGCGCGCCCGCGAGACAGAAGCACGUGAGUGCGUGCAUACGUGGGUGCGUGCGUAUCCUUCGUGUGCAGUGGCAGUGAAAAAUGCGAAUUUUUCGAACGCACGUUCUGUGGGAACGCGCGUGUCUUCAGUGAUCAAGCAUUUUCGAGCGGUUCUUCAGAAUGCAAUUGUCGCGAAAAUCCAUGACGAUUGGCUGUGCGGUGAGCACACAUACGUAGAGACGCAAUACACACAAGAUAUUGUGCAGGAUCGCACACAUAUAUAUCGGGGUUCGAGCACGGUCCAAUCGCAGCUACCGCACGCGAGAGUGCCGCGGGUCGAUUAAUAUCGGGCCAUCUGGCCAAAUCGCAUUCGGAUCGGUCAAAAAGAAGAAAGAAAAAAAAUCUGUCAUUUUGAAAACGCGCGCCGGGGGCGUUUCACACAAUCGCAUACGACAUGCGAUCGCUUCGCUGUGAAUUCCCACGAAUUUCAGCGAUCGCGUCGCCGUGGGAAAUUAAUCGGGCGCGUGUGUGCAGCUCGAUCGACGAAAGUGGCUUAUUCUUCGAGUGCUAAAACUCUCUAGAAUCCGGUGAGUGGACCGAUAGUGGAACCGAAAGAAAUUAAGAAGGCCCCGUGCGUGAGCGGACGAACUGGAGAAGCGGCGCGUACGCCUACGUGGAAGCCCGGCAGAACGUUAAAUGAAUGUUGUUACGGCGGGCGCUGGCGAUUGUGACGGGAAAAUCGAGGGGGCACGGCAGGAUCGCUCGAUUUAAAUUCAUAGAUGUGCGAGCGAACGGGCCCACAAUGGUGGCUCGGCUCCCGCAACAAGUUCUGCUGCUACUCGUACUCGUUACUGGAGCGUCCACGGGAGAGGCUGAAGAUCCGCGAUGGAGCACGUACAGCGCUCGAAAAACUAGUCGAUCCUCGUUGCCACGAUCCUGGCCGUCCUCGAGUCUAGAGCAUGCCGCGAGGGAGACUAGACCCUCGAAUGGCAAGCUCCCAGAAACUAGCUCUUGGAGCGUAGACAGAUCGAGCCCCGGAACUCGUUCGGAUCCGAGUUUCCUGGGAACGGUGGUCGAGAGAUCCGAAGAAGACGAGGACGGGAGGAGGAUGCAGUCGCCGAGGGGCAAUGACAUCGAGAACGCAAGGAUCACAAGCCAUAACCCGUCCAUCUCCUCCAGGAGCAACGAAACGAGCCAGACGGAUCCGUCCAAUCGGAUUUCCAUCGAGUCAUCGUCCUCGCAGUCGUCGACGAUUGGCUAUCACCUCGUGAGGACCUCGUCGACUUCUAGAAGCUCCUAUGACAUAGUGCCAACACUCGAGACACGACUAUCAUUCGAGACGCUCUCGCGCGAGAACUUGAAAAACACGACGUUGAUGACGACGUCCACUAAAGACAUCGCCAUGCUACGACGCCACAUGAGACACAUCCCGAGCGAAUGUGAGAAGUUUGAAGUCGGGGAUCCAGCAAAGAGGGAAUUUUAUAGCCCGAAUUAUCCCGCUGAUUAUCCAAAUAAUGUGAAUUGUGUUCGAGUUUUGGAAGCUGACAAAGGUAUGUUACUGAAGCUUGACUUUCGGGACGAGUUCAAGCUCGAAGACAGCCCGGAUUGCGGUUUCGAUUACCUCGAGGUACGUGACGGUCAGUACGGUUACUCUAAUCUCCUCGGCAAGUUCUGCGGCACGAAUUUUCCCCCCGAGAUCACGUCGAAGACGCGAUACCUCUGGCUGCAAUUCCAUAGCGACGAGAAUAUCGAGGGCAAGGGAUUCAAGGCUGUGUGGAACACGAUACCGAGGCCGACCUAUCCGGGCGUAUUACCGGAACCAGAACCGUGCAUAUUUAACGUGACGGGUACGCAGGUGAUAAUUCACAGCAGCGACGUCGAAGACAGAAAGACUCAGGCCGAGAAAGAGGGAUUCCCGUUGGAUUGCAUGUGGAUCAUUCAAGUAAAGGUGGGAUGGAAGAUCCAGCUGGUUCUAGACCCUUUCAGUCUGCAGCAGCCAAACGAAUGCGAGGCCAACUUUGUAGAGAUAUUUGAAGACCAAACGGACAUACCUUCAAGAAAAAACCAAUUCUGUGGCAGUAUCGCCGAUACCGUCGUUGUUUCGACCAAUAUCGCCCAUUUGAGGUUCUAUGCAGAGCCGAAGGCUAUCAACAGCAGUUUCGAGGCGGUGAUAACCGCCGUCAGAGAAAAGAAUACCGCGGGCGGUGAGAAAGUCUGCAAGGAAGACGAGUAUGAUUGCGAGGACACGACGUGCAUCGCUGCGGAAUUGGAGUGCAACGACAAGAUUAAUUGCCGCUUCAAGUGGGAUGAAGACGAAACGAAGUGCAACAAGAAGAACUUACGGUUGAUCGAUUCGCAGCACAUCGUCAUAAUCCUCGUCGUUUUCUCUCUAAUUAUGUUUGGCAUGAGCUUUGCCUUCGUCUUCAACUGCGUUCGGAAGCUCAUCCGCGAUCACCGCAUUAUCCAGGAGCACAUAAGGCAAUCUAGAGAGAAUCGUUUAGACGAAAUGGGUCGAAAAUCGACACCGUGUCCAAUUUCGGUUUCCACAACAGAUCUACAUGAUCAUGGCAGCGAAUCGCCCAGUUUAGAAGUUUUGCCCAGCAAGGAAUUGAUGCCACCCACCACUAUGAUACUUCAGGAGUACACCAAGGACCUUGUUCUCGAGAUGACUUAUAACACGAGCGAUAUCACCGACAUUCACCAGAGCAAUAACGUGAGUAACGCUACGCAGGAACGUCUGCAGGAGUCCAGCGAGGAGCCGGAGAUGCGUGACAACUGCUGCCAAACCCGAGAAAGUCUUUUUGAACCACGGAUAUCAGACGCGGGGGUGCCUCUAGGUUUCACGACCUUUGGCGUGCGCGCUCCCAGCUCUCAUAACGGGACCAAUUUUCAUCAUCACCAUCAUCAUCAUCUUCAUCGUCAGCAGUCGCAACAGAGCCCGCAACAGUCUCAUCAGAGCGCCCAAUCCUCGCAGCCGAGCUCGCAAUCGUCGCAACAGAGCUCGCAGCAACAGAGCAUCUCUCAAUGCUCCGGCUGUAGUCCGGCGUCCCGCGGACGGGACGGCAGUAUGGGUAUCUGUCCGAAGCAUAAUCCCAUACCGGCGCCACCCGGCUGGUCGACGACCGAGUCCAGUUACCCACUGCCCAUGCCGCACACUGCCCAGUAUCCAGAACAGUUGGACUACCCGUCCUACCAGAGAUUCCAAAGUCCCAAGCCCAGCAGAGAUCCUAGCGGCGUCUAUCGACAGUCGCCUAAGUUCAUACGGCAAGCCACCUUGGGUUCCGGCGAGAGAUACGGUAGUUCCAUGUAUGGAUCCGGCCACGGCUCCAACAAUACCACGUCCAGCACGUCGCAACACUCUUCCGGCAAUACGCCUACUAAACGACAGCCUCAACCGACGUUGGAUCCGAGGUAUCGGGCGGAGGCGGUGAUCGAGGUGGACCAGAGACGGCCGUUCAGCAUAGAGAGCACAAAAAGCGCCCCGGACGUGAUCGCGACGCACUGACGCCGGGGUCCUGGGGAUUGGGAGCCCUACAAGAGACGCCAUCCCCGUCAAAAUUAUCCGGCGGCGACUUGCAGCGACAGUGGGAACAAGGUGACCGUCGCUACGCAGAGUUCCCUCGACGACGACGCCUCGACCAGUUCCACCGUAGAAGCAAACUCCUCUUCCUGAUCCACGUGUCGCGACGCGCCCGAUCGCGAGAAAUCGGGCGAGAAAUUGCUUAUGGUCAAUGACUUCUGUGAUCGCGAAUUGUCGAGUGUCGACCAGCAGUCCGAGAUCGAUGAUACAUCGACUCAUGUCCAUCCGACUGGAGAGAGACGUGUCGAGGAACUCGCUGGAGAAUCAACCAAAUUGGAAGGAUCGACAACAAUCAGUGACGCGUCUGGUUGCAAUUCAAUCAAUAUCAACGCCGAGUCUCGACUCGACGGUUCAAUUCCCACGCCGCGCUCGAUAAAUCGCACCGGUUGGACGACGGCGGGCGAUUCGCUGAUUUCAAAACCGUGGCGAGCAAAUGCGGCCUUGAAGCUGCACGACUUGCCGAUUCUACGACCACCGGAGGGCUUUAGGGUACCUGUGUUCAGGUGCAGGACUCCGUCUCUCUCCUGGCAGCACUGCGGGUGUCUCUCGCACACGCAUCUACCGUUGCGGCGAUCGUCGAUCGCUUGGAGUGCCUUCGAGCGAUGCAGCAUGGAUCCCACGUAUCGCACCUGGCCUAAUCGAGCCACGAGGAGAUUCGGUCGUCCUUCGAGAAGAACGGUCGGUACUCAGAGCUCUCUCGACGGUGCUAGAUCGUCCCUCGGCAUUCUCCGAUGCGUUGUCAGAUCAAUCGACAUGACGGAGAGAUCGCUGGACCAGGAGAUCGGAGCUUCUAUACCUUUCUAGUGUUUGCUUUACAGUUUGAAUCACACCACGGCUGAUUUUCGCGUCACUGUUGUUGGUUUUUUCUACACAGUGUGACGCGCACACGCUUUGACCUCACGUGCGAGUCACCACGUUUUUUUUUUCUCGAAGAAAAACGUGAAUUUUCUCGAGCGCGGACUUGAUGUUAGUCGCAUCGUCAUUAAAACGAUAAAAGAGUGUACAUCAAUCAUGUAUAUAGCCGUGUAUGCGGUACGUUGUCGUUAGUAUAUGAGUGUGAUCCACAUAAGCAGUGACAACUGUAUCCGCUUACAGUUGGAGCGUUUCCUAACGGAGGUAAAAAGUAAAAAGAGAUAUUGUCGAGUUAGUCGAGCGGACCAGGUAAGUGCGACGGUUUGUUAAUGGUAUCGCGCGAAUAAAUUUCUGACGGAAGCAACUGAAACCGAGCAAUCGAGAAGCACAUUUUUGUCUCAUAAACAAUCGCUGCCUUUUACGUUAUCUGUGCGAUAAAUAAAUUGUGAGCCGGAAUAAAAGAAAGAGAAAAAAUCUGGACCGUAGCUUAAACUUCGCGUUAGUACUUAAGCACGAUUAAAUCGAGUCUGAAGCAUUCGCGAUAUAUAUAGAGAAAAAACGAUGAAGAGAAGAAAAACGCGCUGUCGAUUCCGGGAGAAGAUGAAAGGAUUCUUUUGCUUUUGAACUUGCACUUGAAAUAAAGUACAUUUAAUAGUAUUUAUAUUUACAUAUUUGCAUUAAUAGAUUAUUGUAAUAUUUUCUCAUAAUUUUUCUUUUAGAAAUGUAUACAUAACGACUUUGGUUUAAUAUUAUAUCUCUUAAAAUUGCAAUGUGAGGUAAUAUUACGCCCGCGCCAGGAUAAUUAAUUUUGCAAGGAAAAAAAAAUAUACGUGAUUUAUAGAAUAAAGCGAGUAUUUUUUUGUUUCGAACACUUCUCUUAGAUAUUAAACCCAAGUCUCUUAAAAUUUUUUGGACCACUGUUACUUUUAUUUUUAUUAUAAUAUAAUUUCUGCUAUAGGAUAAUUUUAUCAUAUUGUGGCAAAGUUUCGUUCGAUUGUUCGAAUAAUUUUGAAUCUAUAAUAAAGCAGCGUAAGGUAAGAAAACGCGUUUUAUCGAUACCGAUUAUUGAUUUCUGCGAAAUCUCGCGGGCUUAAUGGAACGUAACAUAUCGGGAACGGAACUUCAUUCGUUCUUACACGUAGCACCGUCUGGGAACAGAGGCGGGAAUCGAGGGCUAUUAAUCACUCGUGAACCGAUGAGAAGAACAAACCUCCACGAUGGCCUGCGGUCUUCCCCGCUUAGUCGCAAAGAAAGACGUGAAUAAAGUGGUUUGUGGAGUCUCCCCGUGCGUCAGAAACGACUAAUUAUUUUUAUCAGCUAGACAUCAGUUGGUCUUGCGAAUUAUCGAUGUCAGUACAAAUUCGAGGAAGAAAUUUAAAGCGUGCGCUUAAUAAAGCCACUGAAGAUUCAUAGAACAUUGUGUUUCUUUAAUAUCGAACGUAUUUCCAUCACGUAGUACUGUAUACUUCGUGAAACGAUACUUCUUCUUUAGCAACGCUGCGUGUAACGUGCCGGGAGACGCUUCCAAUAAUUCUUCCUACGAAUCCGUCGCAGCUGGAUCAAACCAAGAUUAACGUGGAAAGUAAAACGCGUCAUGUUCUAACAAAGGCAUGUGUUCAUGUUCCGCAUUUAAUCCAAAAUGUGCCGACUGAAGUGCGACUCCAAGUAGAGAUGUAAAGUCAGAGUCUUAAUUCUCAGUAUCGUUUAACGAUAUCCCGCGGAAUGCGACUGGCAUCGAUUGACGUCGAGAGAGGAUCGCGAUGAUGUGCAGAUGCGCGCACGACGAUAAUAUUAGGCAAACUAUUUUUACAUGUGGUGAUUUCUACGGAAACGUGAGUUUGCGCGCGCUCGGUCAGCAGGUAGUUCAAGAAGUGCAUUUAUAAUUCGUAAUAUACACACACAUACACACUUAUUUCACACAUUCACGUACCUAUUUUACUUAUUUGCGUAUAAAUAUGCAUGUACCCGCGCGCACCCGAUCGUGUCAAAUUUGUAUCUCCGAUCGGCUGACACGCGCAGCUGUUCACGGUCCACAAACGCGCUACUUAUUUUCAUCAGCGUCCCAGGGCGUGUGAGUUGAAUAUCGGACAAACGGUGGCCUUGCGUCUAUUUUACGAAUGCCGCCGGGGACGUCUGAAAUCAUACGCGGUCUGAUAACUACCCAAGCAUGAUAGUACGACGAGCAUGCACGCGACGGCUGCACCAGUUUCCGCUUUAUAAGCUCUAUGUGCAAACCAUUAGAUCACUAGUGGCUUUCCAGCUGGACUGGCUGCUAUUAAUUCUCCGUAUGUGGUUAAUUCCUUGUAAAUGUAAAAGCAAUGUUAUAUGUGCUGCUUCUCUGUCUACUAAUUUAUAAUUUAGCUGUUGAGCUGAAGAGUGUAUGAUAUAAAUGAAUAAUAAUAAGUUGUAUUAUGAAGCAUAAAGCAUAAUUUAUUUUGACGUGAUAUUUUAAGCUUUUCGUAAUAAAAUAAAUGGAUUUUACAUUCAGUACUUUCUCAAAUCCCCCUUUUAUUUCUGUUGUUCUGUUAUUGCUGUAUAUUCUGUCAAAAAGUUGUUGACAUGUAUCAAAAGAAACCAAAAAAUGCGACCAUGCGUGCGCAGACUUUUAUACCCACGACCAGAUCGCUAAUUAAAUUAGUCAAUUAAAUUGAUCAAGAGCGUGUUUAUGAUGAUCGAGAGAACUAUAUUCACGACGCAGUUUUGAAAGAGGUCAAUCAACCUACCUAAUCGAGUAUCCGAUAUGUACAGAUCACAUGUUAACGUUUAACGUGUAGAAUAUACAGAGUGUACACAUUUGUAUAUAAACUCUCUACAAUACAAAUACUAAGAAGAUACACAUGAGACGGAUUAUAAAUAUAGUACUUUUAAAAUAAA
Temnothorax curvispinosus is the source of this 7362-nucleotide messenger RNA. RefSeq lists its product as uncharacterized. The record is from RefSeq and is a predicted model, not a curated record. Gene Ontology annotation, molecular function: protein binding. Bases 757 to 3561 code for a protein of 934 amino acids. Lineage: Eukaryota; Metazoa; Arthropoda; Insecta; Hymenoptera; Formicidae. The transcript has 11 exons.